CUCCACACAACCUGCCUGCCUCUUUCUUUACCUGAAAAAAUAAUUCAUUAAUUAAUCUCAACACCAUCAUUUUCUAUUUAAAUCGUCCCUUCUCCCAUUCUUUUCAAAUCGUCCGUCUUCAGCAUUGUCUGAUCAGAGAAAGCCUUUCGAGAUUUAUCUGUGCCUUUGCGAAAAAAGAAAACACAGGAAGGUACCAUGGCCAGAUUUAUCUCCGUGCUCGAUUUGAAGGCUUUCUCUCGACUUUGCGGUCAUGAUUUUGGAUUUGAAAAUAUAGCCAGGAGACAGUACGGCGCCAUGGCAGGCAAAAUGGAGUUAAGAGGAGUCCAGGCGGAGGUAAAAGAGACAGACGAGAAAAGUAGACAGAGAAGCUGGAUGCCUCACCCUAUUACUGGCUACUAUUUACCAGAGGACCAUUUCGGGGAUAAAGAUAUUCCUCUGUCAAGGGAAAAACUGUUCAAAUCCAAAACCCUACCUUCUCGCCCAAAAAAUUGAGUUCUUCAAAUAUAGAUUUCUCAUUUUACUCAUCUCUGCGGCAGAUGCUUUAUAGUGACGAUCUCUACUGUAUCUGGCAUUUACAGCGAUGUCGAUCUCAAAAGUGCAACGAGAAGGGCCUUGAAUAUUUCGAGUUUGAAUAGAUGUUCAGUUUCCUUUCCCCCGGCGGAAAUUUAUUUUGCAGGCACUAAUAUUUCUUUCACAAAUUUGUAGUCCGGAUACGUUUCAAAGAGGUUUUUAUUGGAAAUAUUAUUUAUUUAUUAUAAAAUUUGGUUUGGUGGAUCA
Messenger RNA from Cryptomeria japonica (Japanese cedar), 777 nucleotides. Its product is annotated as late embryogenis abundant protein 41. The coding region runs from base 196 to 492 and encodes 98 amino acids. The transcript has 2 exons. NCBI's taxonomy places the organism in Eukaryota, Viridiplantae, Streptophyta, Pinopsida, Cupressales, Cupressaceae. The record is from RefSeq and is a predicted model, not a curated record.